CAAUGUUGAAUAAAAUAUUUUGAUUCUUGAUGUUUGUAUACUACCUGUAACUUUCAAAAAAAAACAUAAACAUGGUUUUCACAACCUAAAGACAGCAUUUAUAAAAAAGAAUGGUGUAUUUUAUUCAAUUAGACAGAAACUCAUUUUUUUUACAGCUCCUAAUAGAUACCAGAUUGUUAGUGUUUUCGUGCGACAGAGAUAACGCUUUACAAAACCGAAAUUAGCCGGUUGUCUCUUUCAAAGGUCGAUAUUUAUCGCCGGGUAGGCUAGGUAGGUACUAUAAGUUUGACGUUCGAUUUAAAUAUCUGUAUUGCUAAUUUACCUGUACGUAUUGGUAAAAUUUUAAAAUAAAGAUUACAUUAUUGUCUCAUAAUCUUAAAACUCGAACGACGGACUGUCACACUGCUUUUGAAGUUGCAUUAUUUCACCAGUUGGCGCUGACAAGUCUAUGGAAUCGAAAAGCGAAAACAAUAAACAUUGUUCCUUUACAAAUUAGUUUAACUAAAAAUCCUUUUGAGAAUGGCAAAUGAAGUUGCAUUAAAAAAUGUAGACAGUGCGUGUGAAACUGCAGAAGAAUUUACAAGAGUAUUCUACAAACAAGUAGAUAAUAGUAGACAUUUAACCUCAAAGUUGUACCUAGACACAGGACUAUUGGUUUGGAAUGGGAAUGGAAUUAAUGGAAAUGAUAAAAUCCAAAAGUUUCUUAUGGAUUUGCCUGCUAGCAAUCAUGUCUUAAAAACUUUAGACGCCCAACCGAUAUCGGAAAAUUUAGUAGCAAAUAGACUGACUUACCUCAUUCAAGCUUGUGGAGACGUCACAUACCAAAACGACGAUGUUAAAAAACCAUUUCAACAAUCAUUUCUUAUAGUUGCUGUUGAAGGUAAAUGGAAAAUAGCAUCAGAUUGUUUUAGACUCCAAGUACCACAUAGUUCUUAAGUUUAUUAUUGUUUUAAGAUUUGAAUAAAAUUGGUGUAAUAAAAAAUGUAUUAUUAU
Messenger RNA from Nymphalis io (European peacock), 993 nucleotides. RefSeq names its product NTF2-related export protein (gene Nxt1). Gene Ontology annotation, cellular component: nuclear pore central transport channel. The record is from RefSeq and is a predicted model, not a curated record. Gene Ontology annotation, biological process: protein import into nucleus. NCBI's taxonomy places the organism in Eukaryota, Metazoa, Arthropoda, Insecta, Lepidoptera, Nymphalidae. The coding region runs from base 520 to 936 and encodes 138 amino acids. The transcript has a single exon.